This is a messenger RNA of Engraulis encrasicolus (European anchovy), 2377 nucleotides long. Its product is annotated as receptor-type tyrosine-protein phosphatase V-like. Gene Ontology annotation, cellular component: signaling receptor complex. Gene Ontology annotation, molecular function: protein tyrosine phosphatase activity. Bases 615 to 1892 code for a protein of 425 amino acids. The transcript is spliced from 11 exons. Lineage: Eukaryota; Metazoa; Chordata; Actinopteri; Clupeiformes; Engraulidae. Gene Ontology annotation, biological process: peptidyl-tyrosine dephosphorylation involved in inactivation of protein kinase activity. The record is from RefSeq and is a predicted model, not a curated record.
UCCACAGUAGCCUCGCGUCAUUAGAACCAGCUGGACAGGUAGCAUACCAGGAAAGGCCCUCAUAUCACACAUUCGCUCGCUUGCUCACUCUCCAUCUCUGACUUUCCCAUGCACACCCCUCUCCUUCUCUCACUCUGUCCAUUCUCUUGUCAUACUCAGGACCCUCAUCCUCUCUUCACUGUUGCCGUUGUCCAGCUCACACAAAUGAAAUGACCAAGCGGAAUAAAGCACUUUAAAAGAAGGUAAGCAAACAUUCGUCUCAGAGAACCUUGUGUGAGACAGACCUGAUUUUCUGCUGAACUAGUUGGGCCAGUUUUUUCACUCUUUUGUGUUUUGGUUCAUUGGGGCUGUUCCUAACCGUGUGGCCCGGGAACUGUGUGUACACGAGACUGUCUCCUGGACACAACAUUUCUGCGUUGUCUGAGAACCGUAGAGCGCAAAGUUCUGGAAAUAUUUUUAUGUAGUUGCAUGGAUGAUAUCAUGAGGCAAAUCCUGAGAGAAAAUCUCUACAAUUAACUCAGUUAACUCUUCCUGGUUUAUGAGGCCAUUCCAUGGGACCCUGAGAACUAGCACAGCAGCGUCUCCUCUGGGACCCCCUAAUGGAGUGAAUCCCAAUGAGUCCAGUGCCACUCUCACCUCACACCAAUCAUCAGCCACCACAGUCACACUGCAAACAUGAUACAUAUGAAGAAUUCUUCACAGUGCUUAACUAUUGUCCCUCAUGGAUUUCCAGGAUAAGGACAUUACCCAAAGCCCAGAUCCUAAAAGAUUUCCAGAGGCAUUGUCAGCUCCUGGCAAAAAACAACAAUGAGGGCUAUAAGCAGGAAUUCGAGUCACUGAACGAUGUCGGAGCAGAGUUUCCCACCAGGGUAGGAGAACUGGAAGCCAACCAGUGCAAGAACAGAUACCAACAUGUUCUACCCUAUGACCACUGCAGAGUGAAACUCUCCCUGCUGCACUCCCAGUUGCACUCGGACUACAUCAAUGCCAAUUACGUACCAGGUGGGAGUUCGGAGCGUGACUUCAUCUGCACCCAGGGGCCUCUACAGAGCACCAUAGCAGACUUCUGGAGGAUGGUCUGGGAGCAGAACGUGCACAUCAUCGUCAUGCUGACUUCUCUCAAAGAGAAUGGCAAGGUUCUGUGUGACCAAUACUGGCCCCCCGAGAGAGGGACAGGUUGCUACGGCGACAUCCAGGUGACAACGGUGUCACGGAAACGUGGGCUGGACUCUUACAUCACGUCCAUCCACCUGCGGCAGAAUGGUCACCCAAUGGAGCGCAGGAUCACUCACUACCUGUACUCUAGUUGGCCAGACAACUCUGUGCCACGUGACCUCGCCUCCCUGUGCGCCUUCACUGAGACAGUGAGGCUACACCUGGACAACAUGCCUCACACAGGCCCCGCCAUCGUCCACUGCAGUGCAGGGGUGGGGCGUUCAGGAACCUUCGUUGCAGUGCUGUGGCUGCUACAGCUGUGUGUGCGUGGGGUCUCGCCUGACGUCAAAGGAGCAGUGAUGGACCUGCGGCGCCACAGAGUCUUCAUGGUGUUCACCGUGGAGCAGUACAUAUGCGUGCACAAGUGUUUGAUGCGCUGGCUUCUUGCAGAGGGUAAAAAACCGAAGGCCCGCACCCAGAGUGCUCCAGGACUGAUUCAGCUAGGUGUCCCCCAGCCUCCUCAGCCUGCUCCCCAGCCCCACAGGCAGGCUCGGCCCAGGAGUAUGGAGGUCAAGCAGACUCCCAAGAGCCACCGGCAGCACCAGCCGUCGCCGGCCGGUCCCAGUGUCCUGCAGUCCUUUAACGCCCAGCUGCAGAGCGUCAGACCAGCGAACCUGCUGAGGAGGCUACUGCCCUCUGGGGGCAGUACGAAGAAAGGCACAGACUCUGACCUCUGACGAACAAAUAAUACAUUACACACACAAGCGAGAGUGUGCGCGCACACACACAAACACACACACACACACACACACACACACACACACACACACACACACACACACACACACACACACGUCUGCACACAUCACACACAUGCACAUACGGAAAGUUUAUAAGAGGAACUGUACGCAAAUCAGGAUUGUUCCAUUUACAUUGCAAAGUAAGCUGUGAAUGUCCACCUAACCCCCCCCCCCCAAAAAAAAACACACACACACCCUCCGUCCUCUGCCACCCUCCCGCACUCCACUUCACUCACACCCUCUUCACUUUCUUUCCCUGUGUGGACGUGGCAAUUGACGGUGCCAAUUAUUUAAAUGUUUUGUGCUGUAUGGUUGUUGCAUAAUGUUUUUUUUUUUACUACUCACCCAGCUGAUGGACUGUGUGACCAAUGCUUUACUACUAUGCAUCCAUAGGUGUUCACAUAUGGAAACUGUAUUUCUAU